AUGGUUUACGUCGGGGAGGAGUGCUGCUCUAGCUACCUGAGCGGCCUGACCGAGUUCCUGCGUCUGUUCGUGACGCUUCACCUGCGCCGGCUGGAGGCCUGGCCCCAGUUCCCGGUGCUGGACCUGCUGGCUCUACUCUUCCGCUACACCUUCCUGCAACCCGACCUGGACGCCUACUACGGCUGCCUGGACAUCUGGGCCGUGUUCCUCGACCAUCUGGCCACCAAGUGCAGCCUCAAGACUGAGAACCGCGAGGCUGUCGCCGCCAAGUACCACGAGGCGGUGCUGUCGCUGCUGGAGCGGCUGGACGACGAGCGCGAGGACCCGGACGGCCAGACCGAGUGGAGCGAGCUGCUGCGGCGCACGGCCGACCUGCUGGAGCGCGUGGCCACGCUCUACCCGCUGGACGUGCGCGCUCUGCUGCUGACCGGCUGGCACGAGACGCUCGAGCCGUACGUGUCGCUGCCGUCCCUGCUGGUGAGCGCCGCCGCGUUCGGCUCCGCUCAGCGGCUGCACGAGGCCGAGCUGCCACCGGGCGCGCUGCGGCCCACCCUGGUGGAGGUGCACGCCCAGAGCCUGGCCACGCUGCGGCCCUGGUGCCACUGGAUGACGGCCGCGCUCGCCGGCCACCUCUCCACCAGCGUUCAGGUGGACGACCUGGUGGCCGAGAUGACGGUGGCGGUCACGGUGCGCUCGGGCGCGCUGGUCGACUGCCCGCAGAUCCAGCAGCUGUAUGGUCGCGCCGGGCAGCUGACGCUGGGCAAGCAGGACCGCCUGCUGCUGUACCGGGCGCUGUCGAGCCUGCUGCUGCUGCCCUGGCAGCGGGCCGGGGACCAGCUGUGGGAGGAGCGGCGUCGCCACCUGGCCGUCUUCCUCGACUCGCUGACGGCCGAGUUUCGCCGGCUGCGGCUGACGCCCGGCCUCGCCGACAGCAGGGAGCUGCGCGACCGAGCCAAGCCCGUGAUCAGCCAGACCCUCUCGACGCUGUCGGAGAUCGUGACCAACGUGCGCAGCGAGGUGACCAAAACCAAGCAGCUGUGCCACGACUGCCUGCAGGACACCAUCCGGGACUCGCUCUGGGUCUUCACCGUGUUCGCCGCGCAGCCCGACGUGUGCCAGGACGUGCUGUCCUUCUUCCUGGCGGCGUUCGAGGCGCUGCGGGCGCAGAUGGGCGGCCAGUUCGCCGAGCAGUGUGUCCAGAUGUUCAUCGACGUCUUCAGCAGGGACGCGCUGGCCAGGAACAUGCUGGAAGAGGGUAGGUGGCGGCUGAGACUGAAGGUGCCCUUCUUCGACCUGCUGGCUGCCGUGCUGGAGCACAACUGGCGCUACUUCUUCAGGAGCUCAGUGCUGAAGACGCUCAGCUCCGUGGCCGAGGAGGACGAGGUGACGAACGAGAAGCAGUUCGUGGUCAUCCUCGAGGCCAUGGGCCAGUCGUUCCUGCAGGCCGACAUCAACGUGUUCCGCCUGAACUUGGCCACACUGCAGAUGCUCAACUGCAAGUGGAAGCUCUAUCACAAGCCGGUGUUCCGCCGCCUGCUGCUGGCACGCUUCAUGACGGUGCUGCUGCAGACGCUGCUGCAGCGCUCGCACGACCUGCUGCGCGACGAGAUCGCCGGCUGCCUGCACGAGCUGGCCGCCGUCGACUUCGCCGACUUCUUCGACCGGUUCGUGCCGGGCGUGCUGCUGGACACGCCGGGCCUGGACGCGCCGCAGCGGCGCACGCUGGCCGCCCUGCUGCCGCGCCGCACCGACCUGCCCACGUUCAGCGCCGACCUGCACCGCUUCGUCAGCGACCUGCGCUACUACCCGGCUGGUCAAUGA
Molecule: messenger RNA, 1821 nt
Organism: Pollicipes pollicipes
Lineage: Eukaryota; Metazoa; Arthropoda; Thecostraca; Pollicipedomorpha; Pollicipedidae
Product: exportin-6-B
Exons: 14
Coding region: 1-1821 (606 amino acids)
Biological process (GO): protein export from nucleus
Molecular function (GO): nuclear export signal receptor activity
Source: RefSeq, a predicted model, not a curated record